AUGAUCGGGCUUCGUGUCAUCAGCCAUAGGCCUGCUAGGCUGAUCACGCCUAGGGCGUCGUUCAGCACAUCUGCGUGCCGCUUUGAACAGAUCAAAAAGCCAAGCCUUAAGAAAAGAACAGACUCAUCAGUAGAAUUCAAACGCUCGCAUGGGCCCACCAAACCGGCCCCCAAUCCAAAGCUUGACAUAUCGGCAGAAAUAUACACUAUUCCAAAUAUGCUCACGAUCUCGAGAAUCGCGACGACGCCUUUCAUCGGAUACUUCUUGGCCACGGGCCAGUCCUUCCCUGCGAUAGCUAUCUUCACCUACUCAUGUGUGACAGACUUUGCAGACGGGUUCAUUGCGAGAAAGUAUAACAUGAAAUCGGUUUUGGGCUCCGUUCUAGAUCCUGCGGCAGACAAGUUCUUGAUGACCACUUGCACCGUGGCGUUGGCCAUUCCCGGCGUGAUGCCUUUGUAUGCCGCGACUGCCAUUGUCGGCCGAGACGUCAUUCUAAGUUUUGUGAGCUUCUACAUUCGAUACCGGUCUUUGCCCCCACCGGUCACUUUGAGGCGGUUCCUAGAUUUGUCAAUAAGCACGCACACGGUGCAUCCCAAUUUCCUCGGAAAAGCGAACACGGCUCUUCAAAUGCUUUAUAUUGGGGGAUUGGUGCUCAAGCCCGCCAUUGAGUCUUUGUGCCUCCUUGAUUUGUCUGGAUCGUUUGACUGGUUUGGGAUGGCGGUGGCGGCUUCCACUGUGUGCAGUGGUUUGAGCUACGUCGUGGGCAAGAACUCAUUCAAAUCAAUUGGGAAGUCAGGCGCUCAUUAA
Metschnikowia bicuspidata var. bicuspidata NRRL YB-4993 is the source of this 807-nucleotide messenger RNA. RefSeq names its product cardiolipin synthase. Bases 1 to 807 code for a protein of 268 amino acids. NCBI's taxonomy places the organism in Eukaryota, Fungi, Ascomycota, Pichiomycetes, Serinales, Metschnikowiaceae. The transcript has 2 exons. Gene Ontology annotation, molecular function: cardiolipin synthase activity. Gene Ontology annotation, biological process: cardiolipin biosynthetic process. Gene Ontology annotation, cellular component: membrane; mitochondrion. The record is from RefSeq and is a predicted model, not a curated record.